AUGCGUAUUAUACGCGAAAGAAGACAAAGACAAAGAAGAAGAGCUCGUCGAAGCGUUCUUCUUAAACUCGUUUGUUCUGUUCUUCUUCUCUCCUUUCCGUUCGUAUUCGUUCGAGAAGCGCACGCGUGGUCGUUCUUCAACACUAAAAAAGAUGAUUCGAAUUCCGCGGAGUUGGGGGAAAGAAUCGAAACGCAAUUCGAUCGAUUUCCCGAAGAAGUGUCCUCGAGUAAAAGUACUACUACUAAGAACAACAACGAGGAUGAUUUGAACGAAGAUGGCGAGGACGACGAAAGAAUGAACGCAAAAGAGAGACGGAAACAAGAGCGACGUGAGAAGAAACGAUUAAAAAAACUCGAACGUAAAGAAGAGAAGAAAAUGAAAGAAGAGAAACGAAAAGAGGAAGAGAAGAAAAUACGCGAAGGCGAAUCACCCGCCGGGUCGCUCCACGAAGCGAUCGACGACGACGAUUUCGACGAACUCGAAGACCUUCUCAAAUGGAAACCAAACUUGAAAGAAGCGUGUAAAAGGAUCGGGCAGACGAAAGAUUUUACGCCAAUCAUGAAAGCGGCACAUUUAGGCAGAGCGAAGAUGAUUGAUUUGUUGCUCGAUUACGGCGCCAAUCCGAACGAAAUCGAUUCGAUCGGGUACUCGGCCUUGAUGAGAGCGGUCAUGUCGAAAAAUUUAGAGAGUGUGAAAGUUUUAGUCGAAGCUGGGGCGAUAGUGACGUACGUUCAGAAGACAGCGAUGAUGGAUUUAGGGCUGAGUGCGAUUAAGUUAGCGCAGAUGACCGGGAGAAAGGACAUGGUGGACGUUUUGAAAGAAGCCGGCGCGAACCCAAACGAAGAUUUGUUCGAAAAGAGAGAAAAGAAAAAAGAACAGCUCUUGGAGGAGAUGGAACGAGAGGCGAAAGAAAAUGGAAUACAGUUCGACGGGAAAGUCACGGCAGAUAAGAUGAACGUGAAGAGAGGCGACGACGAUAUCGACAUUUUGAUUCAACACGACGGUAAAAACGAAACGGUCAAAGGGAGCGAAAACCUUCGCAAGUGGCGCGACGAGAAGAUGAAGGAAGAGAGAGAGAAGAAGAACAUGGAGAAAGCGAAAGAAGCCAUGUUCGGGAACGGAGAAGAAGAAGAAGAAGAAGAACCAGAGGUGGAAGAGAUGCCAGAGAAUACGUUUCCUCCGAAAGAAGAACUUUAG
Molecule: messenger RNA, 1197 nt
Organism: Bathycoccus prasinos
Lineage: Eukaryota; Viridiplantae; Chlorophyta; Mamiellophyceae; Mamiellales; Bathycoccaceae
Product: PREDICTED: similar to ankyrin 2,3/unc44
Exons: 1
Coding region: 1-1197 (398 amino acids)
Biological process (GO): regulation of transcription by RNA polymerase II; protein localization to plasma membrane
Cellular component (GO): neuron projection; cytoskeleton; plasma membrane
Molecular function (GO): protein-macromolecule adaptor activity; cytoskeletal protein binding; RNA polymerase II-specific DNA-binding transcription factor binding
Source: RefSeq, a predicted model, not a curated record